Molecule: messenger RNA, 1346 nt
Organism: Lolium perenne
Lineage: Eukaryota; Viridiplantae; Streptophyta; Magnoliopsida; Poales; Poaceae
Product: nudix hydrolase 23, chloroplastic
Source: RefSeq, a predicted model, not a curated record
UCCGUGGCCGACCUCACUGCGCACCCUCCCGUUCCGCCUCCAGGUCGCCGUCCUCCCUCCUCCGCUCGCCACGCCACGCCACCAACCUCGCCCUACUAAACCGCGCGCCAUGCUCCUCCUCAGAUCCCACCACCUGCUCCUCCCCCACGCCGCCCGCCUCCUCCUCCGCCGCGCCGCCGCCGCUCCCCUGCCCCGCACCGCCGCCGCCGCCCGGCUCCGCCCGCUCCGGAUGUCGACCUCCAAUUCCAGCGCCAGCGCCAGCUCCCCCGCCGCCCCGUCGCCCCCCGCUGUGCCCAAGUCGAGGAUCCCCUUCUGCCCAGCCUGCGGGAGCCCGACGAAACUGGCCGUGCCGGACGGGGACGAGAAGAUGAGGGCCGUGUGCUCUUCCUGCGGGAGAGUCCACUACGAGAACCCCAAAAUGGUUGUUGGGUGCCUUGUGGAGCAUGAGAACAAGGUCCUUCUUUGCAGAAGAAAGAUUGAACCAGCUUAUGGCCUUUGGACUCUUCCUGCUGGUUAUUUGGAGGUCGGAGAGUCUGCGGCAGAGGGAGCCUCCAGGGAAACACUGGAAGAAGCUUGUGCAGAUGUGGAGAUAGUCUCGCCUUUUGCUCAGCUGGAUAUUCCGCUGAUUGGCCAAAGUUACAUUAUUUUCCGAGCAAGAAUGAAGACCCCAAAUUUCUCACCUGGAGUCGAGUCGCUAGAAUGUGCACUUUUUGCUCUGGAUGAUAUACCAUUCGAUUCUCUAGCAUUUUCUUCAAUCAUCGUCACCCUGAGAAUGUAUAUUGAAGAUGUCAAGUCCGGAAACAUCAAAUUCCAUUACUGCACUAUAAACAAGAGGAUCGGAGCCGGAGCUUCAGACCUCCGCAGUUUCGAUAUCGACAACCAUUUAGCUGUGUGAGCUUGUGCAAAUUUCAAGGCUGAUCUCGAUGGAUAAUGUGAUUUCUGUCACACAGCAACCCUAGGACAUCGGCGCAGCAAUCACAUUGGUCGUUGGUUCAACUGGUCAUGCAUGGACUCAUGGGUGGGGCCUUGUGUGGCCACGGAUUGUUGUAGGUUGUUAAGCUGCUCCUGGAAUUGUAAAUGAUUAUGUUUCUUGAAGUGCCCUUCUUUUCACAAAGGAUAUCUUGAGCAAUUUAGAAGAUGGUUGCAUUUUGAUUUUAUCAGCUUACCAAAUGAUUUGUAUCAUGGUGCUGCAAACUAAAAUCCUGCAUUGCGGUGGUAAGGGUUGUGAUGCCAGCGGCAGUUUGAAACGAAAUUCUGUAACUAUUUCUUCCAACUGUUGUUGCAACUAAUUCGAAUACAUAAGCGGUGGAUUGCCAUUUGAAAAUGAAUUAUGUUGUUUUCUUCAA